UCUUUAUUCUGCUAUGGACGUGACAAUUUUCGUAUUAAAAAAAAAGAUUAAACGAUCAUGUAUUUAAACUGAUACAUAGUUGAAAAGGGUUCAGUGUUUUGUUAUUUGUGCAACCUACAUUAGUCUAAACGAAAUGUCCAAAUACUCUAUUUUGUCUGUGGCCGCCAUUUUGUGUUGCGUUCAAUGUUUACCAUUUGAGGCGACACACAGUACCUCAUCAUCAUCGAGCCAGCUUCACCUGGUGGUGAACAACUCUACCCAAUCCACCAACUACCACCUCACGCCCGUGAUGAGCAAACUGGAAAACAUUGAUGACGAGAUCGAUACCCAGCUCAAAGCGAUACUGCCUUAUCUCAACUUCUUUUUUGAUUCAUUACUCGGUAGGCCGCCAACUGCGGAAGAGGAAGACUGUAUCAAUGACAUGGUGAUAGAGAUGGUGCCAGAUGAAACUGCAAUGCCUCCAAAAACUGAAUCUGAGAAUAAAUCGGAUACAACCAAAGAUGAGGAAAGUUCCGAUAAGAACUCUGAAGAUAAACCUGCUUCUGAUACAGUAAAUACCGAGGAGAAAUCAGAAGAUAAUUCCAACGAUAAACCAGAACCUAAUGAAGAGUCAGCUACAAAUGAACCCGACAAACAAAACCCAAAACCAUAAAGCUUCGAUGUACAUCUAAUUAAUUAAAACAAUAUAUUUGUGUCGUAAAAUAAAUUGGUCAUCAUAGAUAGAGCAGUAAAAUAGUAAUUGUAAUGUACUUAUGAAAUUAAAUCAUUCCACAA
This is a messenger RNA of Bicyclus anynana (squinting bush brown), 774 nucleotides long. RefSeq lists its product as uncharacterized. NCBI's taxonomy places the organism in Eukaryota, Metazoa, Arthropoda, Insecta, Lepidoptera, Nymphalidae. The transcript is spliced from 3 exons. The coding region runs from base 134 to 652 and encodes 172 amino acids. The record is from RefSeq and is a predicted model, not a curated record.